Messenger RNA from Kluyveromyces lactis, 306 nucleotides. It is a transcript of the gene URM1, whose product is annotated as ubiquitin-related modifier URM1. Gene Ontology annotation, molecular function: protein tag activity. Lineage: Eukaryota; Fungi; Ascomycota; Saccharomycetes; Saccharomycetales; Saccharomycetaceae. Gene Ontology annotation, biological process: protein urmylation; tRNA thio-modification. Gene Ontology annotation, cellular component: cytoplasm; nucleus. The coding region runs from base 1 to 306 and encodes 101 amino acids. The record is from RefSeq and is a predicted model, not a curated record. The transcript has a single exon.
AUGGUCAGAGUUAUUAUUGAAUUUCUAGGUGGAUUGGAUGUUAUUGUCAAGAAACAGAGACAAUAUAAAGUGGAUGUUCAACUGGAUGGGAAGGAUGAGAUCAAUGUCGGAGAUUUAAUCCAAUGGAUCGUAGAUAACCUUAUUGAACAUGAAGGUGACGUGAAUGUUUUCUUAGAGAACGAUAGUAUCAGACCAGGAAUUUUGACUUUGAUCAACGAUACCGAUUGGGAACUUGAAGGUGAAAAAGAGUACGUAUUGGAAGACGGUGACGUUGUUUCGUUCACCUCAACGCUACACGGUGGAUGA